AUGUACCUCACCCCAGACGAUCUCCUCUCCAGUCAUCCCAGCAGCUUCGGGCAGCGCCCAUUCGCAUCGGGACUUGCGCGUCUUACUUCGCUGCAAGAAACAACUCAACACGAGCGUUGCAAGACCUCCUUAUCGUUCACGGCGAAGAAAGCUUAA
This is a messenger RNA of Chondrus crispus (carragheen), 156 nucleotides long. RefSeq lists its product as hypothetical. The transcript has a single exon. The record is from RefSeq and is a predicted model, not a curated record. NCBI's taxonomy places the organism in Eukaryota, Rhodophyta, Florideophyceae, Gigartinales, Gigartinaceae. The coding region runs from base 1 to 156 and encodes 51 amino acids.